GUCAGAUCUCCUUUACCACCUGAUCCCUUGGAUUGACUAUCUAUACCCGGUCCUAGUCUCUAGCUCCGCAUUCAUCAUUUUUUAACGCCUCUGGCUCUCAUUUUGUUAUUUGUCCAGUAGCUAACUAACAGCUAAAAUUGCUGCCUAGUUCAGACCGUGAACCCUUUUGCCCGUCGUUGCUACCUGAAGCUCCCGAACUCUUGGACAUUUCUGUCAUUUCCUAAGCUCUACCCUUUCUCUAUCAAUCCUCAUUUACUUCUCCGUACCUCUGUCCACUGAUCCUGGCUCAGUAUCAUUCAUACUCACCAACAACCCCGUUAUCGAUUCCAUUUCCCUGAGAUUCUCACCUCCUUUUCGAACGCCGUUUACCCCCAAAUCACAUGUCGGAUGCAAAACCCUUAGCCACGCCAGCUGCUGCUAGCGUCACUGCUGCUGCUGCUGCUGGGGCCGCCACACCGUUACUAACGCCUCGACGUUCCGCUGAACGCUCUCGACAGUACCUCAACUCGCGUAAUAUCACCACCCUUCGCCCCCAGAUCAGCCGCACCAACACCGAACCAAUUACCUCGAGCCCGCUCAGUAUCGUCAAGCGCCAGGAUACUCUUCGCAGCCCCACCCCACCCAGAGGCCGCACUUCCACCAACAAGCCCAGCGCUGAGGCUCCCCGUCGCGGACUGGUAUCCUCGGACCACCUGGCUGCAACCACCGUUCUCGAUACAUACACCCCACAGCGCACCAGCAAGCUCGACUUCUGGACCCUUCUCCCCUACUACGUUCCAUGUGCCCUGUGGAUCCCUAGCUACACCCUCACAGCCUUUGUCGGCGACUUCUUUGCCGGCUUAUCGCUCGCCAGUUUUCAGAUUCCGUUGUCCAUGUCGUAUGCCCACGCAUUGGCGCAUGUUCCCACGGUAUCUGGUCUCUUUGGACUUGCCAUCUGUCCGAUUAUCUACGCCGUCUUCGGUUCUGUUCCCCAGAUGAUCGUAGGCCCUGAGUCUGCCAUAUCGUUGAUUGUGGGGCAGUCAGUUGAGCCGAUGUUGCUCCACAACCCAAACAUCAACCCACUUGAUAUUGCAGUGGUGAUCUCCUCCAUUAGUGGGGCCAUUCUCUUAGGAUUUGGUAUCGGCCGCUUUGGCUUCCUUGACAACAUUCUCUCGUCCGCCUUGCUUAGGGGAUUCAUCCUGGGGGUCGGUGUGGCCAUGAUUGUGAACUCGCUCGUGUCGGAGCUCGGCCUCAACAAGUUCUUGACGGCCGACCCAGCUAAACACUACCACUCGCCGUUCGACAAGUUGGUCUUCUUGCUUGAAAACCGAGGAAACGUGCACGUGCUCACAGCGGCGAUAUCCCUAGUCGCUUUCCUCUUGCUUGUCUACUUCAAGAUUGUUAAGAAGCAGUUGAUUGGCGCGGGUUUCAAAAAGGCCAUCUUUUUCCCUGAAAUCCUCUCGGUUGUGCUUUUGUCCGUUGGCUUAUCAACCUACUUUGAUUGGGAAAAGUCUCACGUGGCUAUAGUGGGCAAGAUCCAGCAGCUGAGCUUCGAAAUGCGCAUGCCGUUCACGGGUGAACGGAUGGCCUUGACCAGAGAGUUGUUCAGCGUGUCUUUUACCGUUGCUAUGCUUGGUUUCUUUGAGUCAACCACCGCCUCAAAGUCUCUUGGAUCCACCUACAACUUGCCCAUUUCUUCCAACCGUGAGUUGGUGGCCCUUGGAGCCAUCAAUAUAUUUGGGUCAGCCUUCGCCGGGCUUCCGUGUUUUGGUGGCUAUGGCCGCUCGAAGAUCAACGCCAUGUCGGGGGCUACCACCGUUGUUUCCGGCCUUGUGAUGGGCUGUGUCACGCUUUUCACCAUUAGCUACCUCCUUCCUUACAUUGAGAACUUGCCUACCUGCAUCCUCUCUGUGAUCACCACCAUUGUGGGGUUUUCGCUCUUGGAAGAGGCUCCCCACGACAUUGCGUUCCACUGGCUGGCGCGCGGGUGGGGAGAGCUUGUCACAUUUGCGAUUACAGUCUCUGCCACCAUUUUCUACUCCGUGGAGGCCGGUAUUGCCCUCGGUUUGGGGUAUUCCUUAAUUAGAGUCAUCAAGCAUUCCACCAAGUCGAGAAUUCAGAUCUUGGUUAGAAUCCCAGAUAGCGACACAUUUGUGAACGCGGACGAACCGUUGGCGGACGAGAUGGACACCGUGCUUGUGGAUGCGGUUAUGGAAGAAAUCGCCGGUUGCUUGAUCAUCAAGGUCCCUGAACCCUUGACAUUCACCAAUGCCAACGAUUUAAAGACAAGACUUGGCCGUGUGGACUUGUAUGGGAGCACCAGGAUCCACCCAGCUGCUCCUCGCACUAGAAGCGAAGAAAUGACACGCUACGUGGUGUUCGACUUACACGGAAUGACCAAUUUGGACUCUUCAGCCGCACAGAUCCUAAAGGAAAUCAUUGCUGCGUACCGCAAGAGGGGAAUUCAUGUGUUUUUCACCAGAGUUCCGGCUACCCAGCACGUACGGAUCCGGCUCAGAGACUCUGGGAUCAUGGCAAUGACCGAAAGACAUUACGUCGAGACCGAUACAGGCAUUACGUGUUUGCACUACUUUAAUGAGUUGAACGAUGCGUUGAUGGUUGUGGAUCAGAUGGAAGGAAUGGAUAACUUUUCAGAGUACUAAUGGGGUGUUGUGUAGCUCCGAAGUGCAAGCAUGAUCUGGAUAUUUGCCAAGGCUUUGUGAUAUUUCAGGGUGUCAGCUGGUCUCUAUUUAUAUGUAUUUUUAUAAUCUUUGAUAUUUUAUAAGAAAGUAAAUUUCACGUCUCUCAAUCAGCU
This is a messenger RNA of Babjeviella inositovora NRRL Y-12698, 2794 nucleotides long. RefSeq lists its product as uncharacterized. Gene Ontology annotation, biological process: transmembrane transport. Lineage: Eukaryota; Fungi; Ascomycota; Pichiomycetes; Serinales. The record is from RefSeq and is a predicted model, not a curated record. Bases 381 to 2642 code for a protein of 753 amino acids. Gene Ontology annotation, cellular component: membrane. Gene Ontology annotation, molecular function: sulfate transmembrane transporter activity. The transcript has a single exon.